Messenger RNA from Rotaria sp. Silwood2, 1881 nucleotides. The record is from the annotation of a GenBank genome assembly. Lineage: Eukaryota; Metazoa; Rotifera; Eurotatoria; Philodinida; Philodinidae.
AUGUUACAGAAUGAACGUGUAGUAGACGCUCAAGUUCAAUUAUAUCCAUCUAUCUAUAAUCCACAUACUGUUAUCACCUAUGCCAAUAAUAACGAUAGCAAUGUUCAUUCGCGUCUUAUUACCUAUUUGACAAAUACGAACGCGACUAUCAAACAAAUAUCUACAAAUACAAUUGUCAACGAAGUUGUAUCUCAGUGGAAUAAAUCCGAAGACAUAUUUGUAAAUAAAUAUCAGAUGGGCUUUGAUCUUUUUAAUAAUUUAACAUCGAUUAAUCUAUCUUUGAUAUUUAAUGUCUACUUUUCAACUGUAAAUUAUCAUACAAUGGCAACAAGUCUUGGUGUUGCUAUGACAAGUCUAUUUCAAUUCUAUGCAAAUUCAUCAUCAAAAAUGAUUACUACUACUAAUCAACCGAUAUUAACUCAUGGAGAACCACUUAGUGAAGAAGAUCGUUUUUUUCAAAUGAUUUAUUGUUUCGAUACACUUCCAUUAUCAUUAUUCAAUUUUAUCAAUAGUAUUCUUGCGGCAGUAUUCAUUGGUAUUCUUUCAUCAAAUUCAAUUCGUGAACGUUUAACUCAUUCAAAAGAUCUUCAAUUAUUGACUCGUUUAUCGAAAUUUACCUAUUGGUUUUCCAUGUCCUUAUACGAUUUUAGUAUAUGUUUGAUUUUAUGCACCAUAUUAACUAUUAUUGUCAAGAUCGGUGCCGUGUAUCGAGUUAAUUCGGGUGCAGAAGUUCAAAUCUAUGUACCCGAUCAGCAUAUUGGCUAUUUUUUUCUAAUGUUUGUUCUAUAUUCCUUAGCAUCGUUACCAUUUAUCUAUGUAUAUUCUUUCAUUCCGGGCACGGAAUUAAUUGGUUUUAUUAUCUUUUUUAUUGUUAAUGUACUUGUGUGUUUUCUCGAUGUCGUCCUCGGUUUUAUCGGGGUAUUUUCUGGUAGUCAAGCAUUGCCAGACGGAACUCUUGUAAAUCGAACAGGAACACUUAUGACAAAUAUUCGUUGGGUCCUAUCGGUUCUAUUUCCGACAGUCAAUCUUAAACAUGCUCUAUUCAAUAUUCGCCUACGUUCGAGUGAUUCGUGUAUUGCAGCAGUGAACUCAGUUAUGGGUACAAAUUAUUCAUCGAGUGAGCCGUGGAUGUCAUUGAAUGAACCUGGUCUAGGGAUACAAUUUUUGAUUUUUAUUGGUCAAAUAAUCUUUUGGUGGUUUAUUGUUAUACUUAUUGAAGAAUUGUGGAAAAUAUGUCUAAAGAAAAUGCGAUACUGUUCUAAACGACAAAAACAAACAGUAACAACAACAAUUGAAUGGAAUGAUACAGAACUUGAUGAAGAUGUUCGAAAUGAACGUCAACUAAUUUUGAAUCGAAGUCAAUUAACAAAAUCAGCUGUUGUUAUUGUUCGAGAUCUUGUACAAGAAUUUAAAAAACGAAAAGAAAAAUCAGUCGUAAAACGUAUUCAUAGAGCUGUUGAUCAUCUCAAUUUUUUUGUUUCACCAAGCUCAUGUUUUGGUCUAUUAGGAGUCAAUGGAGCUGGUAAAACAACGACAUUUCGUAUGUUGAUCAAUGAUAUUCAACCGACAUCAGGCGAAGUAAUUAUUAACCAAACGAGAAACAAUUCUGAUAUUGGUUAUUGUCCACAGUUCGAUUGGCUUGUUGAACAUCUUACUGUUAGAGAAACAUUAACUUUAUUUGCUAGAUUGAAAGGUCUGACAUCAACUGAUAUUGAUAAUAUUUGUAUUGGAAUGAUUCAAUGUUUUGGUCUUGAUACACACGAAAAACAAGAAGUACAAAAACUUAGUGGUGGAAAUAAGAGAAAACUUAGUGCAGCACUGGCAUUCAUGGCUAAUCCGACAUUGGUCUUCUUGGAUGAACCCACUACGGUAAUACUUUGA